Molecule: messenger RNA, 4621 nt
Organism: Syngnathus typhle (broad-nosed pipefish)
Lineage: Eukaryota; Metazoa; Chordata; Actinopteri; Syngnathiformes; Syngnathidae
Gene: tbc1d13
Product: TBC1 domain family, member 13
Exons: 10
Coding region: 1183-2157 (324 amino acids)
Biological process (GO): intracellular protein transport; activation of GTPase activity
Molecular function (GO): GTPase activator activity
Source: RefSeq, a predicted model, not a curated record
CUCCCCCGGGACGUGGGAAAAGCUCUGCCGGAGGUAGGAGUUGAAGCUCUUCCUGACAGGGGAUUCCGGCAGAUGUUCCCAGCAGACCCUCACAGAGCGUUUGGGUCUGCCAGGUCGGACCGGCAUCUUCCCCCACCAUCUGAGCCAACCCAGGACCAGGUGGUGAUUAGUUGACAGCUUCGCCUCUCUCUUUGCCCGAGUGUCCAAAACAUGCAGCCGCAAAUCCGAUGACACGACUACAAAGUCGAUCAUAAACUGCGGCCUAGGGUGUUCUGGUGCCAAGUGCACACAUGGACACCCUUUUGUUUGAACAUGGUGUUCAUUAUAGAAAACAACACCGCUCGGGUUCAGAUCGGGGGGGCCGUUCCUCCCAAUCACGCCCUUCCAGGUCUCACUGUCAUUGCCCACGUGAGCAUUGAAGUCACCCAGUAGAACGAUGGAGUCCCCAGAAGUAGCGCUCUCCAGCACUUCCUCCAGGGACUCCAAGAAGGGUGGGUACUCUGAGCUGCCGUUUGGUGCAUAGACACAAACAACAGUCAGGACCCGUCCCCCCACCCGAAGGCGGAGGGAGGCUACCCUCUCGUUCACCGGGGUGAACCCCAAUGUGCAGGCGCCCAGCCAGGGGGCAAUAAGUAUACCCACACCUGCUCGACGCCUCUAAGAGAGUCCAGCCCCUCUCGAGAGGGCUUGUACCGGAACCCAAACUGUGCGUGGAGGCAAGUCCGACUAUAUCUAGUCGGAACUUUUCUGCCUCGCACACCAGCUCGGGCUCCUUUCCAGCCAGAGAGGUGACAUUCCAUGUCCCAAGAGCCAGCUUCUGCAGCCGGGGAUCAGACCGCCAAGGUCCCUGCCUUUGGCCGCCGCCCAGCUCGCACUGCACCCGAUCCCUUUGGCCCCUCCCACAGGUGGUGAGCCCAUGGGAAGGGGGACCCACGUUUCCUUUUCGGGCUGUGCCCGGCCGGGCUCCAUGGGCGAAGGCACGGCCACCAGACGCUCGCCUUCGAGCCCCGCCUCCAGGCCUGGCUCCAGAGGGGGGCCCCGGUGACCCGCGUCCGGGACCCGUUUGCCAUGGGUGACCGUACCAGGGGCAUGAAGCCCCAGACAACAUGGCUCCUAGGAUCAUAGGGGCACGCAAACCCCUCCACCACGAUAAGGGAAGUUUAUUCGCAGUUUCUGAAAGAAAUGAUUAUCCAACCCGGCAUUGCUAAAGCCAACCUGGGUCUCUCUCGAGAAGAUGUUACAAUGGAAGACCAUCCUCUAAAUCCAAAUCCAGAGAGCAGGUGGAACACAUACUUCAAAGAUAAUGAAAUCCUACUUCAAAUUGAUAAGGAUGUAAGGAGGUUGUAUCCAGACAUGGCCUUCUUUCAGCGUCCUACGGACUACCCUUGCCAACUUAUCCUGGACCCUCAAAAUGAUUAUGAGACAUUGCGUCGGCGAGUGGAACAAACUACGCUGAAAGCACAAACUGUAAAUCGCAACCGCAGUGGAGUAACCAAUGUCAGCUCCCCUGGAAAGUCUUUGAAUUUGUACCCAUCUAAUGAAUACGAGGUGUUGCCCAAUGGGAGUGAAGCUCACUGGGAAGUGGUGGAGCGCAUCCUCUUCAUCUAUGCCAAACUCAAUCCUGGAAUUGCUUACGUCCAGGGCAUGAAUGAAAUUGUUGGUCCAAUUUACUAUACCUUUGCCACAGACCCCAACAGCCAAUGGAAAGAGCACGCAGAAGCGGAUACUUUCUUCUGUUUCACCAACCUGAUGUCAGAGAACAGAGAUAAUUUCAUCAAGAGCCUGGAUGAUUCCCAGUGUGGCAUAACAUACAAGAUGGAGAGUGUGUAUUCAAUGCUCAAAGAAAAAGACCAGGAGCUCUAUUUCAAGCUGCUAGAGCAGAACAUCAAGCCUCAGUACUUCACCUUCCGCUGGCUGACCCUGUUGUUAUCGCAGGAGUUCCUCCUACCAGAUGUCAUCCGCAUUUGGGACACUCUGUUUUCUGACCAGGACCGCUUCUACUUCCUCAUCCUGGUCUGCUGUGCCAUGCUCAUACUGAUCCGGGAUAACCUUCUGGCCGGAGACUUCACAGUGAAUAUGAGAUUACUACAGGAUUACCCUAUCUCAGAUGUCCAUACCAUUCUGACUAAGGCCAAAGAGCUCCAAGACAACUCGUAACCUGUUCACCCUUCCAGUGGCUGCUUCCUGUCAGAUUAAGUUAGUGGAAGCACAAACAACAACAAAACAUUUUCAGUUAUAUUUAAAGGACCUCAACGCAUAUGUUGUGUGGAAGAAAAAAACUGCAUAUUGCCUUUUAACUGUAUGACUGAUCUUGUGGUCAGAGGUGACUGCUAAGAAAACAACAAAGCAACCAUCAUUGUGGUGAGGAGGAAAUGCAUCUCAGUGCAUGAUGGGGAACAGGUCCCUGUGUGGUCAUCCUCCAUUCUCAGCCAUCUCUCCCAUGGAGACUUGUUACCCUGACUAAUUUAGCAUCUGGAGCAGUGGGAGGCAUAUGGCAUCGGUCUAACUAACUAACCAACAAUCAUUCUGAAAACAUUCCGGAGAGCUUCAACAAUGUUGUCAGCAUUUUAACGAAACACUGCAAUCGUAUUUGUUAGCGUAUUAAAUUUGUUUUGUUUUUUUCUCGAUGUUUUUGGUUCUUGUGUGUUUUAAAAACGUGAUGAAUCCUGUAAUUUUCUGAUCUUUGACAGUGACAAUGUUAGAAAGGUAAUUAUGAUGAAAUAACGUGUUUUGGAAAAUAAUUAGUACGACACUUCAGCAUUGUGCCUUUAGCCCUGUUAAUAAAUGUAUUUUGUUCUAUAUCACACCAACAUAUAUUGAAUUUUAUUGAAAGGAUUGGGAAAACAAACAAAACAUCUCGAGACAAUUCACACUACCAAUUAUGUUCUGUUCUAAGUGCAGUAAAUUUGCCAACUUUUUUUUUAUAUAUUAUACUUUUAAAAAUACUUGAUAAACUAGGUUUAUGUUGCAAGCUACCUUGGGAAAAAAUGUUGUCAUCCAUUUUAAUUUUCUUUGCAGAUUAUGUGCCCUUCAUGCAAUCAUUCAAAACUCACUUUUUCAACAUUCUAAGGUUAUUUACUGAUCAACCCAUUUUUUAUUCGAAAUUUUAAAUCCUUUCUCCCAGUUUCCUGACAGAUUAAAUCAUUGCAAGCCUUUUGGCAGUUUUGAAUUACAAUAUGAAUGUAAAGAAUGUAUCCAUAAGCCUUGGUCUACCACAUAUCAUCGUCUCACGAACAUGUUAACAGGGUAAAAUCUAUAAGUAAACUAACGUUUCAUCAUAUCAUAAUUACUGUUUGUUUGUUUAUUGCGGCGCGCUGGAGCACUGGGUAGCACGUCCGCCUCGCAGUUAGGAGGGUGCGGGUUCGAUUCCACCUCCGGCCCUCCCUGUGUGGAGUUUGCAUGUUCUCCCCGGGCCCGCGUGGGUUUUCUCCGGGCACUCCGAUUUCCUCCCACAUCCCAAAAACAUGCUUGGUAGGCCGAUUGAAGACUCCAAAAUGUCCCUAGGUGUGAGUGCGAGUGCAAAUGGUUGUUUGUCUCUGUGUGCCCUGCGAUCGGGCUGGCAACUGGUUCAGGGUGUCCCCCGCCUACUGCCCGAUGACGGCUGGGAUAGGCUCCAGCACUCCCGCGACCCCCGUGGGGACUAAGCGGUUCAGAAAAUUGAUGGAUGGAUGUUUAUUGUAAUGCACAUAAACUGUAAUGGAGUUCCUUAUUGAUUAAUUACUUUGUGCAUUGGUUGAAUGUCGAGAAAAAGUGUUUAAUGUUGGCCAAUCUCUUUAUGUGUAAUGCCAACUAUUAUUAUAUAUAUAUCUUUUAAUCUGUGUUUUGGGAACCGCAGUUACUGACUAUUGGGGCACUUGACCACACACCAUGUACACCAUACUACCCUAUGGUUUUUUUACACUAAAUAAACUCUCCAUAGAAAUUUGAAUGUUGCACAUUUCAUGAUUCACUGUUGAUGUACUGGUACUUUUUGUGUUCAACAUUAACUUUGUUUUCAUCAGAAAGCUGCUUAAAGGAAUGUAUAUUUGCUGAGGAGAGGGUGAAGAUGAGAAACUCAACAGGGCUAUUGGCAUUGUGUGUUGCCAAUGUAAAAAUAGCUUAUCAAAUGUUUCAAAUUCAAGAGACCAAUAUUAAUUCUCCAAUGUUACAAUGAAACUUUUGCAUUUUUACCACAUCUACUUUUUAUUGGACAAUUGCUAUUUAUUUCAUAUAUGUAUAAUAUUGGCACCAACACAAUCAAGGAAAUAACAUUUUCCUUCCAGUAGUCUCCAUACAAUCAUUAUAAAAGUGCCACCUCCAGUUUAAUUGUACCAAAACUGUAACAUGUGCAUGUAUUCACUACAAAUAAACCUUUUUAACGUCAAAGAACCCCUAAUUUUAACAUUCUAAUAUUCCAGGUGUGUGCAGUGUAAACCAUUAUGAAGAACCUUACAAUAGAAGUUUGUGUUGGGGACUGGUGGAGAGUGGAAUAAUAGUGUUCAAUAUACUUGAUAUAAAGGGUUGUCAUGUUGCAUGUUCCAAAGUUUAUAAUCAUCAUUUUGUAAUGGAUCCGGUGUUAAUAGUUGUAUAUAUGUUUUUACUUGUUUUCUGAUGUGCAUUAAAUUGAAUGAUGAUGAUACAA